UCUCGUUGGGUUAUCAUGACGGUGCUAUCAGUAACACUCGGAAAUCGGAUAUAUUUUUUUCAACCUUCGACCAGGAAUGAGCUACAGUAACACCGCUCGCUAUUCGUCGGAAUUCUAACAAUUUUUACACUUUUUUAAGAUGAAUAAAAACGUACUUUUAGACAAAACAAUAAUAACGGAACACUUUGGAAAGAUACAUCGGUCAAUUUGAAUGCAGCAUACAUCACGUGACUGUCCUAAGCCCGGAAGUGAAAGACCUGGCGAGAAAAUGCAAACACAGUCGAAAAUGCCAUCGAGACGACGCGUGCUACUUUAAUACUCUACCCGUUAUCAGUUCUUCCUUGUACCUAGCGGGCCAUGCUAACGAUAAGACAUGUUGUUUUCGCCCUGGUCGUAUACGUGGCCUCCGUGUCCUGUUGUGGACAGAAAGCGGAGACUCCCGACUGGCGAUUGACUCUGAAAACUAUCCGCAAUGGCAUUCACAAGAUCGACACGUACCUCAACGCGGCUCUCGACUUGUUCGGCGGCGACGACGGCUUGUGCCGAUACAAGUGUAGUGACGGUUACAAGCCGGUGCCUCGACCCGGGUACAAGCUGCCGCCGCCCAACGGAUGUGGGACGCCGCUCUUUGGAUUCCAGUUUGACGUCGGCAUCCCGUCCAUGACCAAAUGCUGCAACCAGCACGACCGCUGCUACGACACGUGCGCCCGCGACAAACACGACUGCGACGAGGAGUUCCAGGACUGUCUGGAGACCAUCUGCAGGAACGUGCAACGGACCUUGGGAUUGGCCCACAGUGUCCAAGCGUGCGAGUCGGCGGUGACGCUGCUGUUCGACGCCGUGAUGCAUUUGGGGUGCAAGCCGUACAUGGACAGCCAGCGCGAGUCCUGCGUGUGUCAGUACGAAGUGAAGAAGGAGCUGUGAACAAAUGUACGCACGGACUCUUGAUUUCUCAGGGAUAAAAGCUGCCACAGAAUUAUAAAUGCUGACUUUUGACUGAUGUUAUGUAUAUAAUUUGAAAUGCAUUCAGUUAUUUAUGCUUUUUAGUUUUUUUGUCCACUUGUGGGUUUUUGGGUAAAGUGGGGUCUGGCUGUCCUGUGGCACCAUGCUGCCUCUAACAGGUCAGUGUUGGUACUACAACAGAUUAUGUUGGUUAUCUGGAGAGCAGUAAGCACAUCGACUCACGUUUUAAAAAUACUUCAAGAUUUUCAAACGAUCACUGUGUUCUGUACCCACAUGAAAAUGUCAUUAAAAUGAAGAUAAUUUAUUAUUAAUCA
Molecule: messenger RNA, 1277 nt
Organism: Syngnathoides biaculeatus (alligator pipefish)
Lineage: Eukaryota; Metazoa; Chordata; Actinopteri; Syngnathiformes; Syngnathidae
Gene: pla2g12a
Product: phospholipase A2, group XIIA
Exons: 4
Coding region: 358-924 (188 amino acids)
Biological process (GO): lipid catabolic process; arachidonate secretion; phospholipid metabolic process
Cellular component (GO): extracellular region
Molecular function (GO): calcium ion binding; A2-type glycerophospholipase activity
Source: RefSeq, a predicted model, not a curated record